Messenger RNA from Gossypium arboreum, 1862 nucleotides. Its product is annotated as heat stress transcription factor B-4-like. Gene Ontology annotation, cellular component: nucleus. Lineage: Eukaryota; Viridiplantae; Streptophyta; Magnoliopsida; Malvales; Malvaceae. The record is from RefSeq and is a predicted model, not a curated record. The coding region runs from base 531 to 1613 and encodes 360 amino acids. Gene Ontology annotation, molecular function: RNA polymerase II cis-regulatory region sequence-specific DNA binding; DNA-binding transcription factor activity. The transcript has 2 exons. Gene Ontology annotation, biological process: regulation of transcription by RNA polymerase II.
ACAUUAAAAUAUAGAACGUGACAAGGGAGGAAAAAAAACAGGGAAGGAGGGGGGGUUACAUUGUCAAUUCCCAGAGACACACUGCAACCAUCCAUGCCCCUGUGCCUGAUUUUAAGUGGGUGUGCGAGGAGCGAUCAACUGUCAGAAAAGAGAGAGAAUGAGUCACGGGUUUGUCUUGGAAGGCCCUUAUUUAACAGUCCUAGACAGACAGAUAGACACAUAUUCUCGCACACUACAUAACCGAGGAGAGCAACAAAUAUAUACUAAUCCUCCUACCCACAAAAAAAUAACACGUAAAAACUUGCCAACCAAAAAAAAAAAAAAGCAUUAAUAAAGCCAAAAAAAAACAACCGCUUCUUUACAGUAACCCCCCCCCUUUUUUCCCAACAUUUUUAUCCCACCCAAGGAUCUACCCAUCAAACUAUCUGUCCUGACCUGAUCGUCUGCUCUAAACCCCUUGUAUCUCCCUCAACCAUCUCUCUCUCCAUUCUCUUCCCUCUCUUUCAUUCCAUUCCUGCUUUCAUCUUUCAAUGGCUCUGAUGCUUGAUAACUGUGAAGGGAUAUUACUAUCACUAGACUCCCACAAAUCAGUGCCAGCUCCAUUCCUCACUAAAACAUACCAACUAGUCGAUGAUCCCGCCACUGACCACAUCGUCUCAUGGGGUGAAGAUGACACUACUUUCGUUGUUUGGAGACCUCCUGAGUUUGCUCGUGAUCUCCUCCCUAAUUACUUCAAGCACAACAACUUCUCCAGCUUUGUCAGACAGCUCAAUACUUAUGGUUUUAGGAAGAUUGUGCCAGACAGAUGGGAGUUUGCCAAUGAGUUCUUCAAGAAAGGAGAAAAACACUUGCUUUGUGAGAUCCACAGAAGAAAAACUGCGCAACCACAAGUGGGGAUAAACCAUCAUCAUCACCAUCACCACCCACAUUCUCCUUUGGUUAAUGCCCCGAGUUUCUUUCCGUUUCCAAGCCGAGUCAGCAUUUCUCCAGCAGACUCAGACGAACAAGCCAACUGGUGUGACUCACCGCCACUUUCUUCUCCAAGAGGAGGCACUGGAGUCUCAGUUGCUGGUGGCGGCGGGGGUGGAGGCUAUAAUAGCUCGGUCACAGCUUUAUCAGAAGACAAUGAGAGGCUGAGAAAAAGCAACAACUUGCUGAUGUCUGAACUUGCCCAUAUGAAAAAGCUUUACAAUGAUAUUAUCUAUUUUGUUCAAAACCAUGUUAAGCCUGUCACUCCUAGCAAUUCAUACUCCCCUUCUUUGCUUCUUUAUGGCCCUCCUUCAUCCGUUGCUGCUGCUCCUGUUGUUAAUACCACCACCACCAAUAGUUCAUUCUUGCAAAAGCCUUCCAACCAGCUUCUUGGGCACUAUCCAAAUAGUCAGAAGCCCCGAGUGCAAGUUUUGAACUCUCCAACGGCUACAUCCCAAAGCUCCUUGACGAUUCUUGAAGAACCAUGCAGCAAUAGUUGCAAAACAAAGCUCUUUGGUGUACCCUUACAAUCAAAGAAGAGGUUGCACCCCGAGUAUGGUGCAACUAACAUGGAGACUAACAAAGCACGUUUGGUCUUGGAAAAAGAUGAUUUACGGCUGAACCUUAUGCCUCCUACAUGUUAGUUUCAAAUAUCCAUUCAAGAAUAUUCUAGCUUCCUUUUCCAUCUUUUUUUUUUCUUUUUGUUUAUCUCUUAGAAUCUGAUGAUGAUAUUGUUGGAGGAAAUUGUGCGUGUGUGUGUGAGUGUUUGUGACUGUGUAUAUAAUUUUUAGUGCCGGUACUAUUUUCUUUCCCCUACCUAGCUAGCCACAUGAAUGCAGGUGGGUUUUGGGUUAGAGUGAAGAUGAAAAUCAAUUUCAAAAUUUCAACACCAA